Messenger RNA from Pyricularia oryzae 70-15, 6583 nucleotides. RefSeq lists its product as uncharacterized. NCBI's taxonomy places the organism in Eukaryota, Fungi, Ascomycota, Sordariomycetes, Magnaporthales, Pyriculariaceae. The transcript has 2 exons. The record is from RefSeq and is a predicted model, not a curated record. Bases 724 to 6339 code for a protein of 1871 amino acids. Gene Ontology annotation, molecular function: protein binding.
CAAGGACCCAUCCUCGCUGUCGGUUCCGUCCCAUCUCUCUUCCUUUCCAUCGUGCUUUUUUUGGGGAUCAUCUAAAUUCCUCUAUUCUACCUUUCCCUUUCUUUUUAUGACAAAUUUUUAAGUCAAUUGGACGUUUGAUGAAAUCAGAUUCUUGCUUAGCGGAACCAAUUUCGCAGCGCUAGAAUUUCCCCGCCAAGUCCGAAACUACAAUAGGCUUGUGGUACGUCACCACUCACCAGUGGCAGACGGAAGGACAAGCUGUGUGUACUGGCUGGCUUGCACCUGACCGGCAUCAAAUCGGCACAGCUAAACAUCCCAUAUCAAGUUCUUCAGUGUUAGCCACUACUGAAGAACCACAAAAACCGGCAAAAAAGUCGCACAGCGCCAGGCAACCAUUGAGCUCUGUCUUUGUUCCGGCCUCGAGUAGGACCAGGCGACGGGACCCGGGCUGUCAUGUCUCAUGCUUCCGACGAAAGCGCCGAGUGAACCCGUUAGGUGUUUUGACGAGACUCUGGCUGGAAGACAGAGGUUCCACUAUUUAUUUUGAUCAAAGCAGGAAUAUUUGAAAACAAGGCAGAAGAAAAAGACAUCAGCACAUUUGGACAGCGGCGAAUUUCUUUUCGAGCAUUCGUUCGUCUCGGCUGUUCUUUUCGUCUCAGUCCAAGCAGCAUUCCCUCUCAUAUGGCUCCAACUUCAAGUUUAUAGGGCGAGUCCUCCAGCACGAUGAGUGCAAUCACAACACCUGAGGAGCGCCAAUGGCGACUCACAAAUCUGGCUCAAGAAUGGAAUAUCCCGACAGGACCAAUGGAUCCUCCCUCGUUGAGUCGGCCGAUAUCAGAGCGCGUGUCGGCAAGUUUUCCCAAUGUGAGCCCCAACGAUGAUUACAUGGCAGAUGAGCUUUUGAAACGACGCCGUAUAAAUGUAGAGCAGUCACAACCUGCACAGGGCACCCUCAAGCGUGCUUUCACCAGCACCAAGAAGAAGGGAUCAUGGGAGCCCAAGGAGAUCUUUGAUGCCCUCGACUCACACGUCGCCAAUGCCGGCUCUGCCGGUGUGGCUGACGCACUUAUCAAAAAGCUUGUGACAGCUGGAGGCACCGUCAACCAUCCGAAUCCCACCAAUGGCAGGACUGGAGUGGCCGGAAAGCUUCUCGUUCGACGCAAAAGCCUCGAGUCUCAAAAUUUUGAAAGGAGUCGUCUAUUGCAAAAGGCCGUGGAGAACCAACAGCUUGAUAUGGUUACGGUCUUGGUUCCGCACGCCGACCCACUGGCCCUCGACGGCAGCCUACCGAUAGCAAUGCGAAGCGGAAACCUGGAAAUCACGCAGCUGCUGUUAGUACACGGCGCAAACGCAUCACAAACAGCCGACGGUCAAGAUGCCUUCCGCCAGUUAUGUAUGGCCGGGGGCCAGGCCAACAUGGUGGGCCUUGUUUUGGCGUCAGAUGGUCGUCCGUCACCGGAGUGGAUAUCGCAAGCAAUGGUUGACGCUGCGCGCAAGGGAUGUCAUGAGACGGUACUACGGAUCAGCCGCUCAACGGCAGAUGGCAGCUUCGAUGGUGGCUCUGCUUUGAAGGCAGCUGUAGGGCAGUGCCGUGGCGACAUCACACUGGCGAUCCUCACCGGGACCAAGCCUCCUAACGUCUCCUGCCUAAACGACGCCUUCAAGCAACUCUUCUCUCAUGCGACAAUUAGCCCAAGUGAAAAGCUGGCCCUUGCUGAGAUGCUACUGUGCGCGGGAGCCGAGGGCGAUGCUGUUUCGGAGGCUUUGAUACAAGCAACAGUCACGGAAUUCUACGACAUGAUUGAUUUACUAUUAUCUCACGGAGCUUCUAUCGAGUACCAAGAAGCCAAGGUCAUACGAACUGCUAUAUCGCAUGGAAGGGCAAGCUUGGUCCGCCUCCUGCUGAACGAGAAAACGACACUGAGCGCAACAAACGCCUCUGCAUGCGUCUCAUGCAUACCUAAACGUACUAGCCCGGAGGAUCGACAUUCACUGUUGUCAUUACUACUGCGCAAAGGCGCCGGGGGCCCGCCGCUGAGCGACGCCUUGAUCAACGCUGCAGAGGCAGGCGACAAUGAUUGCGUAAAGCUGCUGCUUUCGCCCCACUUUCCCGGUGGCCAUCUUGCUGAAAGUAAUGACCUGAAGAGGGGACCACGAGCUAUGGUCUACGAGAAGCAUGAGAUGGGUUCUGUGGAUCAUAGGGAGGGCUUAGCCUUGAAGAUUGCGGCCAAGACUGGCAACCUGACCUCCGUGAAGAUUAUGCUAGGUGCAAAGCCGGCUCCGGCGACCUUGAUCGGGGUGUUCCCAGCACUCUCGGGCUUACCGCCAGUGGACCGUUUCGAGAUGAUUGAGGCUUUCCUAUCAACUGGAACUCAAGGCCUGCCUGUCUCCGACGCCUUACAGCAUGCGGUCGCAGACAAGCCUCCAAGGCGCGAUGAGCGCUUGAUAACACUCCUGUUGAAAAACAACGCAGAUGUCGACUUCAAUGGCGGUGCGGCAGUCAUAUCCUCAGUAGCCAAUGGAGACAUGGCGCUGUUAGAGACACUUCUUCAGAAAAAGCCCGGCCCCCGGACCACUAUGGCCGCAGUGUCAAAAGCUAUGCUAGGCUCUGACUUGGAGGCUCGUUACAAGAUGAUUGCAAUGCUAGUCAAGUCCGCGAAUGGAGAAUUCGAAGGGACCGGCAUCUCUGAGGCAAUGAUUCUGGUACUUCAGGAACCCAAGGUCGACUUGCGGCUACUGGAGGCGCUAGUGAAAGAAGGGCUCGCCGACGUCAAUUUCAACCAGAGCGCCCCCAUAAUACUAGCCGCGAGACAUGACGACCCAGCAAUUUUGGAUGUUUUACUUCGUUACGGGCAACCGACGCCAGAGAGCUUAGAAAAAGCCCUUCAGAGGCUUUCAGAGAUGCCGUCUACUCCGGAAAAAGGCCACAAGAUGGAAGCUGUUUUGUCACGUAGCAAUAACAAAAGGGACUCGAUGUCAAGUUUGCUGGUGGCCGAGGUCCAGACCGUACUUAACACUCCACCGGAAAAUCGGGCCCUUACCGUCGUCAAGACGUUGCUUAGUGGUGGUGCCGAUAUCAACAGUCAAAACGGACGGGGCUUGUGCAUGGCUGUCAAGGCGGGAAACGUGCAACUCGUCGAUCUUUUGUUCACGGCGAAGCCGAACCCCGCGAGUUUGGCAGCGGCCAUGCCCUGCGCUCUCAAUAACAGCGAUCCUAUGGACCGCUUGACAUUUACUCAAAAGUUGUUGGAUGCUGGUGCGCCAGCCAUCGAAGCAAACAGGGCAUUGGUACAUGCCGUUCAGACGUAUCCAAACGAUCUGCCCCUUAUCAACGUACUGGCAGCAAAGGCUAACAGCUCGGACGGCGAUGCCAUCACGAAAGCCGUCAAAAUUGGAAGGCCUGACAUACUUGAGUUGAUACUGGCUAAAACGCCCCGCAAGUGUACGCCUCCGGUGCUGAACGCCGUAUUAAUAGAGGCUAUGAGCAUGCAGGAACAGGGGCCGAGAAGCGAAGCCUGCGCGCUAUUGCUGAAGGCGGGUGCCACUGGGACUGCUGUAUCUGAGGCUCUGCUCCAGGCAGCGGCUGACGCAGACUUGACCUUGGUAAAGAUCCUAGUGGAUUCCGGCGCGCGCAUCGAAUACCAGGACGGACAGGCCGUAGUGGAGGCGUGCAGAGCCGGCGCAAGUGAAGUACUGAAGAUGCUAUUCUCUGGGCCAUCGGCUUCGAACUCGUUCAAGAAACAGACGCUGCUGCGAGGAUUCCAGGCAGCAACAGACGUUGGAGAUUUGCAGAAGCGCUGUGCUGUGUUUCGAUUGUUACUCGAACGAGGAGUUGCAGGAGACGCCGUUGACGCUCAGCUUGUGUCGGCAGCAAGAUUUGGCGACGAAGGGCUUGACCUUGUCCGGCUCCUUCUGCAGUGGGGAAGCAACCCAGAUCAUAACAGUGGAGAAGCUAUCUGGACUUCGACUCGCAGCGCAUUCCUCAGCAGCUUGAGGAUGAUGUUAGGUGUUGAAAACGUGGGAGGCCAGCAAAAGAAGCCGUCACAUGCGACAAUGAUUCGGUCUCUCAAGGCAAGCUGGCGACUAAGCACCGAGCCCAGGUAUGAGGUUAUCAAGAUGCUCUUCGAGGCCGGGUUACCGGUCACCGAGGAGGUGCAUGUUGGAUUAGGCAAGGCAGUCAACGAUGAGGAUGUGGACAUGCGCCUAAUCCAGCUACUGCUGGACAAUGGCGCUUCGCCCCUGACAAACGGCUGUCAGGCCUUGAGUGACGCUACGCAGAAGCUGAUGCUUCCUGUCCUGCAAUUGUUCCUCAAGUCAGAGGUUCCCGACUCCGAUGUAUCUUGGGCAUUUGGACAGGCAUUCACCGAGGCCAACACGGACUCAUGGCUGUCCGAUUCCGGUCUUGAGGUUGCCAAAAUGUUGUUAGAGAAAGGGGCUGGCGGUGAAAGUGUCGCGUCUGCCCUUGUCGGCGCAAUCGAUCACUACGGGACAGAAAAGGACGCGAUUGCUCGCCAGUUCACAGACGUUCUGAUGACCUCCUCGGCGAAUGUUGGAGCCGGAUCUGGUGCAGCGCUGGAAAAGGCUGCCGCAUCCGCCGAUAAAGAACUAAUUCAGAGGCUUCUUGCCUCAAACCCCAACUCCGAGGCAAUAUCAACGGCGUUCCCAAAAAUAUUCGAUCAAGACUUGUCAGAAGAAGAGGCGCUUGAGCUCAUCUCGCUCUUUGUCACAACAAAUGCACAAGGAGACGGUUUGGAUACUAUGUUUGUCAAGCCCGAUGAGCAACCGGUCAUAUUCAAGGCGCUUUCCCGCCAUCCGAGAUCUACAAAGAUUCUCCAGGCACUACUGCACGCUGGGUAUUACCCCGACCCUAUGACGACUGCCAAGGUGCGAGAGGAUAUUGAGGAGGAGCAGGUCAGCCUUUUCUUCUGGGCGCUGCUUCAGCCACUGAAAAAGAUCAGUAACCCCGUACUAUUGAUGCUGCUAGAAAAUGGCGCCAAAGCGGAUUUCGAGACGGCAGUGUCUAAGAUUACGCCCCUCAUGUUGGCAGUGCAGAGCACGCGACUUGAUGUUGUUAGGGCGUUGAUCAUGGCAAACCCUGACGUUGCAGACGUCGCUGACGCAAUGGGGAAUACGGCCUUGACGAUGGCAACGGAGAUAGGGGGCGAUGUGGGCACUGCCAUGAUGUCAGCAAUUCUGGCUGCUGAGCCUUCCAAGGACGACGGGUCACUACACAAUGCUGCACGCGAGCUGAACUUGCGGGCAAUGCAGGUUUUGGUUGAGUUUGGCCACGAUGUCGACUUCCCUAGUCCACUCCACGGAGGACGGUCCGCUUUAGGCGAAAUCUGCCUUCACACAGCAGAUAUGCCGUUGACUGCCGCCAGGGAGAAGGCCAUGGAGAGAUCGAUGAAGUUUCUUAUGGACCAUGGCACUGAUCUCAAGCUUCAAUCCGACGAGAAGUCUGUUCUUCUUCUUGCCCUUGAGUCGAGAGAACCCGUUCCUACUGCACGGGCCUUGCUCAAGGUUGGCAUGUGGAAACUCAUCAACCAACCUUUCAACAACUAUACUGAUGGCACAUACACAUAUUCACCUACUGAGUACGUGUCCCGCGUUAUGACCUCACAUCCAGAAGAAGUCAAAGAGCAGCUCAUCAAGCUGCUCAAGGCGAACCGCGCGACAAAUGUAUACUAUGCCAACGACGGCCCGCAGCCGGAAGGAGCCACAGGGCUGCCUGAAGAGCUGCUGCGGGCUGAGCGAGAGCGAAGGGCGCGGGCGGAGCGCAUCAGGUUGGAGCAGGAAGACCACAAGAACGCGUUGGCGCGCACGGACGAGGUUGCGGGGAUUCAGAACCGCAUCCAGGCUGAGCGGGCUGCCAUCGAGGAGGCGCGCAAGAAGCGACUGCUCAGCGACGAGAUGACUGCGAUUAGGGAGCGUGCGGCGGUGGAGGAGGAUGUCUUUGCACAGCAGGUGCGGCGGCAAAAGGCGGAGCGGCAGGCGGCCCUAGACCACAGCCGACAGCUGGCCGAGGCAGAGCUGGAGCGCACGCGGCUCGUGGCCGCGACGGAGUUCGAGGUGGAGCAGACCAAGCAGACGCGGCAGAUCGAGUGGGAGCGCAAGAUUGGCGGCGAGCGUCUCGACAAUGCGAAUCAGUUGUCGGCUCUGCGGGUCAAGGAGCGUGAGGAUAUUGAACGCAUAGACCGCGAGAGCGAUAUGCGCGUUAGGUCGAGGCUGCAAGAGCAUCGCCAGCUGAUAGAUUCGCAGAGCGCGCUGGCUGGGCAGCUGACGGCUUCUGGGGUCAAUGGUAGGCGGCAGAUCGGGUAUAUAAGUGGCGAGUUGAACUGAGCGUACCGUUCCUGGCCCCCUACUAUCCACUCAUGGAUAACCUCUUUCUUUUUUCUUUCUUUGUUUCUGUUUUGCAUUCUGUUAUCUCGGAAGCGUUUAUAUUUGUUCUUGCUGGACGGCAAGUUUUGGUUAACAGUUGAUACCAUUCGCCUAGCUUACAUACUUUAGCGGUUAUUGUUUGAUGUUAACAUAGAAUACUACAUAUAAUCGAGACAGUCUUUGGCUGCACAACACGAGUCUCAAA